AAACAGGCCCGGAAACGUGAAGCCGGGUUGCUACAUGAUCGGAUGUGUCCCUUGCUUUCAUGCUUGAUUACUGGUUGGUGAAUCAUUUGUAUUGUGAUUCGAAUCGUAAAUAUAUUAUUCUAUACCGAAGUUGAUUUAGAGAGACUCACGAUGAGCAUGACGAUGGCGAACAUUGAUUCGUAUGCACCGAUGCCCUCCAACGGUACAAAACAAGAGGUAGUGAGUGUAGAAGGCUAUGCAGGAGGAAAAACGCUCGCCUAUCGCACGUCAUCACGUGGAAAAAGCACUCAGAAAUAUCGUAUGGUUGAUCAGGAUGGUCAUUGCAACAUAUCCCACAAUUCUCCCCGCAAGCAGAACUAUCGAUUUUUGGCGGACAUAUUCACUACACUUGUGGACAUUAAAUGGCGAUAUAACUUGACAGUGUUUACACUUGCAUAUGUCCUCAGUUGGCUCAUCUUUGGUGCAGUUUGGUGGGUACUUGCUUUGCAACAUGGAGACUUAGUUCCUGAAAACAUUGAGAAUCCUGAAUGGAAGCCAUGUGUUGUAAACGUUCAUUCUUUUCCUACAGCUUUUUUGUUCUCCCUUGAAACCCAGACAACAAUCGGUUAUGGUUCUCGAUCAGUUACUGAGGAAUGUUGGGUUGGAAUGUUGUUGGUUGUCUGUCAGUCAGUUGUCAGCUGUAUUGUUGAUGCAGUGAUGGUUGGGAUAGUUUUUGCCAAAAUUGCUCGCCCAAAGAAGAGAGCUGAGACUUUGAUUUUCAGUAAGAAGGCUGUUAUUACUCUGCGAGAUGGAAAACUCUGUUUGCUGCUCAGAAUUGGAGAUAUUCGCAAAAGUCACAUUUUGGAAGCUCAUGUUCGCGGCGUUGUUAUUCAAAAGCGUGUCACAAAAGAAGGCGAAGUCAUCCCAUUGUAUCCGUAUGAUUUAGACGUUGGGUUUGAUCGUGGUUGGGACAGAAUAUUUCUUGUGUGGCCGAUAGUCGUGGAACACGUAAUUGAGAAAGAAAGUCCCUUUUACGAAAUGUCAGCUUCUGACCUUGAACAUGGUGAUUUUGAACUAGUUAUAGUCUUAGAAGGCAUUGUAGAAGCAACGGGAAUGACAGUACAAAAACGUACUUCAUACCUACCGCAUGAGAUCUUAUGGGGAUAUCAGUUUGAUCACCAGUUGGUUGCGCUGCAUGAUGACGAUUACCAUGUGAAUUACUCUCAUUUCAACACUGUUCAUCAAGUGUCAACACCACGGUGUUCUGCUAAGCAACUUUACAAUAUGCGUGAUGUUGGUGUUGGAGAAGGUGAUAGUACCACAGGUCCUAAUGGUAAUAUUCCCUUAACUACUUACAACGUGGAGUCAGAACUUUGACCAUGAAAGCAAUCAGAUAGCAGGUGCUAUACAUCGAUAUGACAGACACAAAGAGGUGUGGUGUUAAAUGAAGAUGAGGUGUUUGUAGAUAUGUGAAGAAAUUGACAACCAUAUUGGUUGCAUCAUCUUCGCCAAGGUGCCUGAAGUAUAUAGACCUUACUUUCUACAGAGAGUGAUCACUCCACUAGUCUAAAUCAAGGUCCAGAAGAGCAAAUUAUUACCCCUAAUUCAUAUCAUUUUGAAGAGAUUUUAAUAGCGUAGCUUGUCACAAGGCAUUAACUUGUUCAAAAGCACCAUUUUAAGCUUCCAGACCAUUAUCAAAAGGCAAAAAAGUAGUAUAGUAUUUUUCUGUUUUGUUUUUGUUUUUUUAGAAGCAGUCAUGCAUGAAGUGAAUUACAGCCUGCCUGGCAGUAAAACUGUGUGAAAUGUCAAUAAAUGAGAUCGGAUUUCUAUUCACUAACUUUCAGCCUUAGGGGAGGAACAAACUUUUC
Molecule: messenger RNA, 1847 nt
Organism: Saccoglossus kowalevskii
Lineage: Eukaryota; Metazoa; Hemichordata; Enteropneusta; Harrimaniidae
Product: inward rectifier potassium channel 18-like
Biological process (GO): regulation of monoatomic ion transmembrane transport; potassium ion import across plasma membrane
Cellular component (GO): plasma membrane
Molecular function (GO): inward rectifier potassium channel activity
Source: RefSeq, a predicted model, not a curated record